CACUCCAAACAUGCCACAACACCUGACUCUCCUCCUGAACUAUCCCGUCCUCAUUUUGGCCAUUUUCAUCUGCAGCAUCGGGGGGACAUUUCAGUAUGGAUUCAAUAUUUCUGUGAUGACUUCCCCCUCUCAAUUCAUAAAAGAGCUGGUGAAUAAAAGCUGUGUGGAAAGAUUCGACCGAAUCUUAAUAGACUGGGAGGUGUCUCUCAUCUGGUCCUUCACAGUGUCUGUUUUCUGCAUCGGAGGGUUGCUGGGAUCGCUGAUCGCAAGUUCUAUCAGUUCAAGAUUUGGCAGAAAGCGCUGCCUUCUAUUAAAUAAUUUUUGGGCUAUAUUAGGAGCCAUAUUGAUAAUCUUGAGCCGAACAGCCAAUUCCUUUGAGAUGAUAAUGGUGGGAAGAUUUCUCUACGGCAUCAAUGCAGGGAUUGGUCUCUCGGCUCAAGCGAUGUAUCUCACCGAAUCUGCUCCUAAGAAUCUGAGAGCGAUGGUGGGCGUCACCAUUGCGACCGCUUUGGCCAUCGGGAAGUUCUUUGGUCAGCUGUUGGGGAUCAGAGAGCUGCUUGGCACAGAGAAGAGCUGGCCCUGGCUGCUUGGUUUCAAUGGCUUCACUGCAUUGUUCCAGCUCUGCACUCUGCCUCUCCUGCCAGAGUCUCCCAGGUUCCUGCUGCUGGAAAGAGGAGACCUCCAGGCCUCUGAGAAAGCUUUUAGGAAACUAUGGGGCAAAAAAGAUCACAGCAAGGAAGUUGUGGAGAUGCUGGAGGAGAAAGCAGCUCUGCAGAGCAUCCGGAGCUGCUCGGUUCUGGAGCUAUUUCAGAACCGAACAGUUCGCUGGCAGCUCCUCAGCAUUGUUAUCGUCUUCACCUCGCUGCAGCUCUGUGGCAUUAAUGCUGUGUAUUUUUACUCUUUUGAUGUAUUUCGAGCUGCAGGGAUCCAAGAACACAGGUUAGCGUACGCUGCCUUGGGGACAGGCCUCUGUGAAUUAACCACCUCUAUAGCCUGUUCAAUGAUAAUUGAGAGCAUGGGCAAAAAGGACCUGAUGUUCAGAGGUUACAUAGGAAUGGCUGCAUCACUGGGCCUCCUCUCUGUCACUGUUUACUUUCAGAAAACUGUCUGGUGGCUGCCGUACUGCAGCAUGGUUCUCGUUUUCGUCUUCAUUUUCUUCUUUUCCAGCGGACCAGCUGCAACGACGAUUCCUCUUCCAGGGGAGAUUUUAACUCAGUCGUUUAAAUCAGCUGGAUACACAGUCGGAUGCACAGUGAACUGGACCUGCCUGUUUGUUCUGGGGUCACUUUUCCCCAUCUUGGUGGAGCACCUUGGCAAUUUUUGCUUCCUCAUAUUCAUGGCUGUUUGCCUCGUCUGCGGGUUUCAUGUGAGGUUCAACAUGCCGGAGACCAAAGAUCGAACAGCACUGGAGAUAUCUGCUGAGUUUGACAGGAUGCAUGCCAAAGAUAAAACCUCACAGAAGAAAAACUCUUCUAAAAUCUGUGAAAUCAAAGCACAAGAGACCAAAUUAUGAUGCAGUGUUUGGGCAAAGCUUACAGCUACUUCACAAUAAAGACUAAGAUUGAGGAAGCGUGAAGGUGUUACAUUCCUUGGGAAUUUGGCUUUUGAUUUUGUUUGUAAGUGAUAAUUUUGCUUUGCGUGAGUCAUUUACGUUUUACAUUUACGUCAUGAAGCCUAGGAGUAAAUUCAAACUGCAAGACUCUAUUCAACCAAAGAUAUUGAUUCCAACCUAUCUGUGAUGGUCUCCUCCUCCGAAGCACCGCUCCCUUGAUAAGGUCCAGCUGUUCAUCUGCUUCCGCUCGUUGGCUGAGCUUCAACCUUCCUCCACCCCUCCUCCGCCCUCAGCUCGUGGUUUCUUCAAUGUCCGACAUCCUCUCCACCUCCAGUAUCUGGGCCAGAGGGGGUGAAGAAGACGUCUCUAAUCUUCAUACACAGCGGCUCAUUCUCUUUGACAGCGGUUCCUCCUGGGUCUGAGCAGCACCAAAGACUUUCAUUUGUCAAUUAAAUCACUCUCUCUCUCUGCCUGAGUUUUUCCAGGUUGAAUUGCCAUGCUCCGUUCGUUUUGCUGUGUUAAUUAUUGUUGUUAAGGUUUCACUUACUAUAUAUGUUCAUUCCUUUGGAUUUAGUUUUUCCAGUUUAUUUUUAGGAUUAUAAAAAGCCUUCACCUCUUUGGAUGUUUUACUCUUUAAUUGCUUUCGCUAAAUAUUCGUGAUCAACAAAAUGUAGCUGUUUAAUGUCAAAGUGAAAACUGAUCCCCAUAAAAUGACAACAGAUAAGUAAAAA
This is a messenger RNA of Poecilia latipinna (sailfin molly), 2283 nucleotides long. It is a transcript of the gene slc2a11l, whose product is annotated as solute carrier family 2 member 11, like. Lineage: Eukaryota; Metazoa; Chordata; Actinopteri; Cyprinodontiformes; Poeciliidae. Gene Ontology annotation, molecular function: D-glucose transmembrane transporter activity. The record is from RefSeq and is a predicted model, not a curated record. Gene Ontology annotation, cellular component: plasma membrane. The transcript is spliced from 12 exons. Gene Ontology annotation, biological process: dehydroascorbic acid transport. Bases 11 to 1513 code for a protein of 500 amino acids.